This is a messenger RNA of Colletes gigas, 645 nucleotides long. RefSeq names its product 40S ribosomal protein S11 (gene RpS11). The transcript has 5 exons. The record is from RefSeq and is a predicted model, not a curated record. Gene Ontology annotation, biological process: translation. Bases 24 to 491 code for a protein of 155 amino acids. Gene Ontology annotation, molecular function: structural constituent of ribosome. Gene Ontology annotation, cellular component: ribosome; cytosolic small ribosomal subunit. Lineage: Eukaryota; Metazoa; Arthropoda; Insecta; Hymenoptera; Colletidae.
GAUCAUUCUUUCACUAAGGCAAGAUGGCUGAUCAGACUGAACGUGCGUUUCAAAAACAACCCACGAUCUUUCUUAAUCGCAAGAAAGGUCUGGGUCCUAAGAGAAGGAAGCCCAUGAGAUACAGCCGAAAUGUUGGGCUUGGAUUCAAAACACCUCGUGAAGCUCUUGAGGGAACAUACAUUGACAAAAAAUGUCCAUUUACUGGCAAUAUUUCCAUUAGGGGACGUAUUCUCACUGGUGUGGUGCAAAAAAUGAAAAUGCAACGGACCAUUGUUAUACGUAGGGAUUAUCUACAUUACAUCAGAAAAUACAAUCGUUUUGAGAAACGUCAUCGUAAUAUGAGUGUACAUCUAAGUCCUUGCUUCAGGGACGUAGAAAUUGGUGAUGUAGUCACUAUUGGAGAAUGCAGACCGCUCAGUAAAACAGUAAGAUUUAAUGUCUUGAAGGUCUCUAAAGGUACAGGAUCAAAGAAGAGUUUUAAAAAGUUCUAAAAUCGUGGAAACUCACCCUAUGAAGAAUUUGAUUUAAAUUGGGAAAGGAAGGUACGAAACAUUGGAUUGAUGAAAGUCAUAAGAAAUAUGAAUUACCAUCUUAAUCUGUAACUAAUGACAUUUAAGAUAAAUAAAAACAUAAAGAACAUUUGUA